Messenger RNA from Staurois parvus, 370 nucleotides. The record is from the annotation of a GenBank genome assembly. Lineage: Eukaryota; Metazoa; Chordata; Amphibia; Anura; Ranidae.
AAUGCCAGUUAUCGGCAUUUCUCUCCUCACAAGCUGGGACAUCUACACAGAUCAUCAGGGCACUGAUAAUCAGUGUGCUCUGAUGAUCUGUGUAGCCCCAGCAGCGCCACCUGUCAGUGUCCAUAAGUGCCAGCUCUCAGUGCGCAUCCAUGCCACCUGCCAGUGCCCAUCAGUGCCACAUUUCAGUGCCCAUCAGUGCCACAUCAAUGCCACAUCAGUGCCCAUCGGAGCUGCCUUUCAGUGUCACCUAUCAGUGCCAGUCAGUGCCACCUAUCAGUGCUGCCAAUCAGUGCCACCUAUCAGUACCAGUCAGUGCCGCCUAUCAGUGUGCAUCAGUGCUGCCUAUCAGUGCCUGUCAUUGCUGCCUAUC